GUGAAAUGAAGGAAAAUUCUGAAAGGGAUCCAUCCAAUCUAUUUGUGUUAACAUGCUUACGGAGUCUAGAUUUGCCACACUCUGGGAAGUAUUUGCCUAGAUCAAUAGGUAAAAUGAUCCAUUUGAGGCAUCUUAAUCUCUCUUUUUGUCGUCAAUUGACUUGUUUGCCCAAGAGUAUAAGUAACUUGGUCAAUUUGCAAACAUUGAGAUUGACCGGCUGUGAGAAUUUGAAAUUUCCUGGAGAUAUUAUCACAAAGUUUGUAAAGUUGCGCUGGCUUGAUAUAACAUAUUGCAAGGCCCUUGAUGAUGGAAUGCCUAUGGGGUUGGGCAAAAUGAUUUGUAUGCAAAGGUUGUCACAUUUCAUAGUGGGUAAUGAUGAUAAGGAGAUAAAGAAAGCCAAAUUGAACGAAUUGAAAGAUCUUAACCUCAGAGGUAGAUUAGCCAUUGAGAAACUUGAUUCAGUAAGGGAUGUAGAGGAGGAGUCGAAGAAUGUUAAUUUGAGAACAAAGAAAAACCUCAUUUCCUUGACCUUGAAUUGGGGAGAUGAUCCAAAGAUGGAAAAAAGUGAUGCCAUGCGAUUACUGGAAAAUCUUCGCCCUCAUCAAAAUUUGAAGACACUAGAAAUAGACUGGUACCCGGGGGUAUGCCUAUCCGAUUGGCUUGUGUCAUGUACAAAUCUUGUUCAAUUAAAGCUUGUUGAAAUCAACAAUUGUCAAUACUUACCAGUUUUAGAAGGCUUUGUUUCUCUCAAGACUCUUCACAUAACGGGGAUGCAUAACUUGGAGUGCAUAUACUAUGAAGGAUGUUCAUCAUCAGCCAACUUCUUCUCAUCUUUGGAGGAAUUAACAAUUUACUCGUGUGAAAGUUUAAAGGGGUGGCAAAGGGAGGCAAAUGUCCAAAAUACAAGAGAUAAUGAGUGGCAUGGUUCACUGCCUCCAUUUUCACGUCUUUCAGCGUUGAGAAUUCGUAAUUGCCCAGACUUAAGAUGCAUGCCUACUUUUCCAAAUCUCGUGACGCGUUUGGAAUUAGUCAACUCCAGCAUGACGCCAUUGGUAGACACAUUAAGUAUGAGCACAAUUGGGCUGUCAACAUCACAUGAUAUGACUCCAUCUCUUUCCAUGCUCAAGUCUCUUGACAUUGGAGGGAUGGAAACGGAAGCAUUACCAGAGGAAUGGAUGCAAAAUCUCUCCUCUCUUAAAGAUCUCUCCAUUGGGGGAUUUUCCAGUCUAGAGAAACCAUUUCUUCAUAUGCGGAAUCUAUCUGCUACACUCAAGAGAUUGACUAUUGACCGACUUGGUGAUGAGGAUUGUAACAUACAGUGUCAAGACCUUUGUUGCCUACGUUCUCUCCAAACAAUCAGUUUUUCUUAUUGUGAUCACCUCAUAGCUUUACCCGAGUGGAUUUGUGAUCUCCAGUCACUGCGCUAUAUGCACAUUUCGAAUUGUAAAAGCUUGGAGUUAUUACCAGCAGAAAUGUCUCGCCUCACUACUUUACAAACACUAGAACUCUCUGGAGUUCCACUUCUAGAGGACAAAUGCAAGGGAGAAACAGGAGCAGAGUGGCCAAAAAUUGCUCACAUCCCAAAUAUAACGAUCAUUAAUUGGUUUCUAGUGCCAACCUAUAUUUCCAAGAGAAGAAGGCCUCGCAGAGCAUGCUCUGCUCACUGAAGCUUUAAGACGAGGUACUCUACUGCUACUUAAAUUGAUUAUUACUAUAGUAUUCGCCAACUAAAUAACUUGUGCGCCCUUUAAAUUUCAAACUAGUUUUGUCCAGCUACAUGGAUUAUAAAACUUUGAAAACAUUCAAAGAUGAUUGGUUUUA
This is a messenger RNA of Neltuma alba, 1821 nucleotides long. Its product is annotated as putative disease resistance protein RGA1. The transcript has 2 exons. Bases 6 to 1667 code for a protein of 553 amino acids. The record is from RefSeq and is a predicted model, not a curated record. NCBI's taxonomy places the organism in Eukaryota, Viridiplantae, Streptophyta, Magnoliopsida, Fabales, Fabaceae.